Metarhizium robertsii ARSEF 23 is the source of this 1803-nucleotide messenger RNA. Its product is annotated as Ankyrin repeat protein. The coding region runs from base 1 to 1803 and encodes 600 amino acids. Gene Ontology annotation, cellular component: Golgi membrane. The transcript has a single exon. Gene Ontology annotation, molecular function: protein binding; palmitoyltransferase activity. Gene Ontology annotation, biological process: protein palmitoylation. The record is from RefSeq and is a predicted model, not a curated record. Lineage: Eukaryota; Fungi; Ascomycota; Sordariomycetes; Hypocreales; Clavicipitaceae.
AUGACGACGCAGCAACUUGUUCAGCAGCGGAUGCGCGAGGCCUUCGGCUCUCCCAACGAAGCCAUACACGCUUGUAUUCGCGACAACAAUAUUAGCCAGUUGCAGCAGCUAGUUAUCAGCUGCCCCUCGGCUGAUCUAGAAUAUCUGAACCACGCAUGGGGCGCGCCUCUCCACGUCGCCGUGUGGUCCGCCAACUUGUCGGCGGUGGACGUCUUGCUGGAUGCGGGCGCCGACGUUCUUGCCGAGACUGCCGACGACUCGUUGUCCGCCACGCCUCUCGGCCUGGCUGCGCGUCUCGGACUUGUGGACAUCCUCAGGCGUCUCUGGAUUAGUGUCCCGCCCGAGAGUCACGCCAAUGUGUUUCGCCCACCCUUGUCUUGUCUCAUCUUGGCAGCAACGUACGGCCAGGCUGCCACUGUCGGCCACCUCUUGGACUGGUGGGAUGGCUGGUCCCUCGACGUCAGGGAUACGGCGCUUUGCUACGCAUCAGGGCGGUGGCAGGUUCAUUCUGUUCAAGUCCUCCUGGAAAGGCUCCGCUUCAGCCACGAGACAAUGGUCCGCGCACUUCACAAGGCAGCCGACUUCAAGUUUAUCAUGGCCGAGGAGGAGGGGGCACUUGGCGUUCAAUACUCUGAGAUGGACUAUGUCCACCAGCGGCAGCUCAUCGCCAAGCUGGUUGAUGCCGGAGCAGAUGUCAAUGCUCGUCUCCACGGGCAGCAUCUAACCCUCCAGGCCGCGGGCGUAAUCGACCUGGCCCCCGCGCUGAGCCAGCUUCUCGAAAGCGGCCUAGACCCUGGUGCCAAGAGCGGCAACGAUGCCGACCAAGAGCAGUCGGCGCUCCAUCUCCUCGGCUCGCCAGUUCGGCUCCAUCCACGCAGAGCAACCUGCCGCCUUCACGAAUCCGGCAUCCGCCUCUUGCUGCAGCACGGCGCCUCCGUGUUCCAGAGAGAUGCUCUGGGAAACACGCCCCUGCACUGCGCCGCGUUCGGCUCUAAUCUGCGCAUAUUCAGCCUCUACCUCUCGUCUGCCGGCAGCACCGCAGACAUGGCGGUCGAGAAUGAUCACGGCGAGACCCUGCUGCAUUGGGCUGCUGCCGGCGGCAAAACAGACAUUCUGGAGUACCUUUUAUCUCACGGGGCCGAUGUCAAUGCCGCAAGUGCCAACGGAUGGACCCCUUUGAUGUGCGCCCUUGCCCCUUCCAGGGAGAGCCGUCUCGUCGGGGCACAAGCCAAGGAACUCUCGGCGGCCAUCCGGGCUGCCCAGCUGUUGCUCUCCAGUGGCGCCACCCCUUUUUUCGUCACCGCCGAGGGGUGGACGCCGUUGCAUUGUCUCGCAUUGCACCUUGAUCAUGAUGAGGACGGCCAAGCGCGCCUGUUGGCCGAGCAGCUGAUUUUGGCCGGCGGCAGCGGCCGUGUUGUCGACGCCCGGGCUCCGAUGCUCCUAUCCGAUCGCCGGCCGAAUCGCGGAUAUGCCCCCCGGGCCGCCUUGACAUCGAGCCACAUUGGACUCGGCGAUGCUUCCGCGCUCUGGGGCUUCCGUGUGGAAGAAGCAAUCCGAUUGGCUGAUACUCACCCUGUUUUGACUGUCAAACGCGACCUAACCCCGCUCCACUGGGCUGCGGAACACGGCGCUGUUGGCGUCGCCAAGGCUUUGUUGACCCAUGGUGCUAAUAUCUUGUCCGAGGACCCAUUUGGAAACACCCCGGCCAUGACCGCCACCGCAUCGAAGUUGCUUGAGCGUAGACCUGACGUGAGGGAAAAGCUUAUCCAAGUCUUGGGCCACCACGCUGAGGAUAAUAUUUGA